GUAGUUCAGUUUGUUUAAAUGCGCAGUGAUGCGCAGUUAGGAAGUAUAUGACCGUGUUGAGACAAGACUUCCACAACGGCUCUAUCAACAGCCGUGAAGGCGUACCUGGCCCACAGACUCGCCCGCUGGGCUGUCCCGGUCCAGGAGAGUGGAGAUAUGUCGAUACGGGCGGCGGUUUAUCGCCUUGUGCAAAAUGGUCGGGUCGUACUACGCUCAUUGCAAAAUAAGCCCUACCACUCAAACGGAUACGUAUAUAAACACAGCAACAAGAUACACGUUGCAGGGGCGGGCGAGUCCCUUCCUUGCCGGAAUAGCGGCAAUGUGUCAGGCACAGGGAGGCAUCUCAGUUACUUGGGAACGCACGCUCGGCGUAUUUUCGUCGACAACAUCUUAAAGAGGGUAACGAACAGUCUCGCGGCUGAUUUGCGAAGACGCGCGGCAAGCAGGCUCGUAUUUGGCGAUUCCGCGCCAUUCUUCGCCCUUGUCGGUAUAUCAUUAGCAUCAGGCACCGGCAUAUUGACCAAGGAUGAUGAACUGGACGGAGUAUGCUGGGAAAUUCGAGAGGCGGUUUCUAAAUUACGCUGGAAUAUGCCGCAAAAUGACAAGAAUUACGAAACUAUUCCGACCGAGGAGAAUGCCGUGUCUUUACGAAACCUGGUGGUCGGGCCCAUCAUCGCUAAAGGUUGUUCCGCGGCUGUUUACGCAGCACGAUUCGUUGAUACCACAUCGGAGGAGAAUGACAGCCCGCUCAGUAUUAACACCGACACGAAAGAUAAAAGUGCAUUCCCGUUCGCUGUGAAAAUGAUGUUCAAUUAUGAUGCGGAAUCUAACGCUGCUGCUAUUCUGAGAGUCAUGUACAGGGAAACAGUGCCUUGUAGAAAGCAUUAUGGAAGCGACAGUAUGAUUGAUUGGGAGCGAAAAUUGGCGGAAAAUCAAGCGACGCUGCCACCUCAUCCAAACAUCGUGGCUAUGUAUAACGUCUUUGCUGACAGAAUACCGAUACUACCUGAUUCCUUGGGAAUGUAUCCCGAUGCUUUACCAGCCAGAAUUAAUCCUCACGGAUCGGGCAGGAAUAUGAGUCUGUUUUUGUUAAUGAAAAGGUACGAUGUUACAUUGAAACAGUACUUAAUAAGUCGUAGUCACGACGAUGUCAGCACACGUGUAUCGAUACUGUUGCUCGCCCAACUGCUGGAAGCGGUAGCUCAUAUGAAUACAAACGGCAUAGCUCAUCGAGAUCUGAAAAGUGACAAUGUCUUGCUCGAUUUGUCGGAAGAAACUGAUAAUUGUCCGUCUCUGGUUGUCACGGAUUUUGGCUGCUGUUUGGCCGAUAAAAAUCAUGGACUGUAUUUGCCUUACUACACUCACGAUACCGAUAAAGGCGGCAAUAUCGCACUAAUGGCACCAGAGGUGAUAACAGCAGUACCAGGACCUUUUACUAAAAUAAAUUACACAAAAGCGGACUUAUGGACGGUUGGAGCUAUAGCGUACGAGAUAUUUGGCACGAAAAACCCGUUCCAGGGUGAAAAAAGCGAAGUUACUUUAAAGAACUAUAGUUACACCGAAAGUGAACUUCCCAUGCUUCCCGAUAAUGUGUCACCUAUUAUUAAUGCUGUUAUAAAAAAUGCAUUGUCGAGAAGUUUAUACAAGCGAUUGGAUACGCAACUUGCGGCAACCAUAGUGCAAUUGUAUCUGUGGGCACCUAGUUCGUGGCUAAAAAAUUUGGGUCAAUUACCAUCUAAUAACGAGAUCAUGCAAUGGCUUUUGUGCUUGACCACAAAGAUUCUUUGCGAAGAACGAAGCGCAGAUGGAAUGGAUCUGUUACAUGAGUCGCCCAGCAGCACAAAACGUGGUAUUGGUAGAAACCACGUGUAUCAACAAACGUAUUUGACACGUUCUUGUGGAAGGCGUACAAUGCCCGAGUAUCAAUUAAUUGCAAGCUUCCUUAGCAGGGUAACACUCGGUAAUGUUAGAAACGCGUUAAAAUGGAUACAGCAAAACGUAUAAUCAAGAGUGAUGUAAUUUCGUAUUUCGAUCAAAAGGCGCGAAAUACCAUCGAAAUUUCACACAUAUGGUUAGUAGUUUUCGGGAUAUCGAAUAUAUAGGAGAUAGUGGAAGAAUGUCGGGGAAGAUAUUGUGGAGUAUGUUUUCUAUUUAUUAUUUUCAACUUUAUUAUUAUUGUUACUUUCAUAUUUAAUUUCCGAUAUUCGGUUUUGAUACUUCGCAAAGCACAAAAGGGUAGAGAUUUUUAAUCAAUGCGUAUAAAUAUAAAUUAUAUAAAUUAUAUAAAUUGAUUUCAUAGAAAUAUCAGCGAGCAUAAACCCUUUUGUGAUUCUAGUGCCUUAUAAUCAAAGAAAAAUUAAUACUUAUAUAUGUGAUUUUUAUGAAUUUAAUUUAUAUACUAUGCUCACACGAUUUAUUUCAUUGGCAAUCAUAUGCGGAUGGAAGAAAGAGAAGAAAGAAAGGGCUACAUUAGAAAAAGUUAGUUCUAAACAAUACUAUAAUUGUAUACUUCAAAUGUAGAACAUGUAUUA
Messenger RNA from Dinoponera quadriceps, 2531 nucleotides. RefSeq names its product serine/threonine-protein kinase PINK1, mitochondrial (gene Pink1). Gene Ontology annotation, molecular function: ATP binding; protein serine/threonine kinase activity. Gene Ontology annotation, cellular component: mitochondrion. Gene Ontology annotation, biological process: autophagy of mitochondrion; positive regulation of mitochondrial fission; protein phosphorylation. NCBI's taxonomy places the organism in Eukaryota, Metazoa, Arthropoda, Insecta, Hymenoptera, Formicidae. The record is from RefSeq and is a predicted model, not a curated record. The transcript has 7 exons. Bases 157 to 2004 code for a protein of 615 amino acids.